AUGGCAACCAUAGCUGCUCUGUCACAAAAUGAACGUACACUUCGUUAUAUUAUUGAUUUACCUUUUCCAAAUAAUUCAUAUAAUGUUUGGAAGCCAUUGUUUAAAUUAUUUAUUUCAUUAAAUGAUGAUGAAAGUAUUGUAUGUGGUCGUGCUCUUGAAUUAUUAACGCGUCGAGAAGCAAACAAUCAUCGACAGAGUCCAUAUUGGCCAGCUAUGAUUGAUAAUGGUCUUAUUCCAACAUUAAUUCAUGUAUUUACUGAAUCAAAAAAUGAUGAUGUACUUGUAAGUGCGUAUCUUUUAUUAUUAAAUAGUGCUAUGGAAUAUCCGCGUGUUAAAACAGAAUUAGUGACAAUUAAAAAUGCAUUUAGUCCUAUGUUAAAACAUACACGUUCAACAAAUAAUCAAAUUGUUACAUUAUUAGGUCGUGUAUUAGCGUGUUUAAGUGAAAAUAAAUCUUUAAUUGAACCAAUGGUUGAUCAAGGUCUUAUUGAAUCAUUAAUGAUACUUGUUGAUAAACAACGUACACCACAUACAAUAGCAUCAUAUUUUGAUUGUUUAGCUAAUAUUGUUUCAUAUUCAUCUGAAUAUCAAUUAAAAUUAGCUAAUUCACAAGAAUUUAUUUCAUUACUUAUAAAUCAUUAUUUAGAAGAAUUUGAUUUACGUUUAUCAUUAUCUGUUAUGCGUUUUAUACGUGAAUUAGCACUUAAAAAUGAUCAAAUACAAAAUUUAUUAGCAAAAAAUGGUGCAUGUGAACAUAUACUUAGUGCUUUAUCAGCAUCAUCUAAAGAUUUACAACAAGUUGCUAUUGAAGCUAUACAAGCUAUAAGUGAUAAAAAUGUUCUUGUACAACGUAUGAUGUUACGUGAAAAUGCACUUGAACAAUUAUUAAGUUUAUUAGAAAAAACAAAUCUAUCUAGUUUACAAAUAGCUAUUGUUUGUACAUUAUGGACAUUAUGUGGUAAUAGUUCAUCACGUAAACGUGAAGUUGCAACACGUAUUGGUGUUAAAAAAUUAAUUGGUUUUUAUGGUAUUAAAUCUGAAGAACAUUUAUUAGCUAUAACUGAUGCACUUGGAGAAUUAGCUAAACGAACAGCAAGUGUAAAAAUGAAUAUACAAGAAGAAAUAAAUCGUUGCCAAGGAAUAUCAUAUCUUAUAAGAUUAUUGAAAUCGGAUAGUGAAAUGCUUGUUUUAAGUGUUUUAAGAACAUUACAGUUACUUGCAUGUGCACCUGGUUUUGUUUCGAAUCGACGAAAUCAAGAAGCCAUUGUUAAAAAUGAUGGUGUUACAAUAAUGGUUGCUUUGAUGUUACAUGCCAAAAGUGAAAUGAUUCAAGUCGAAGCUGCACAAGCUUUAGCUUGUAUUGGUUUAGUAAAUGUUCAAUGUUCGACAAUUAUUGAAAAUACAUUAGAUUUUUCAUAUGAACAUCUAUUUAAUUUAAUGCAAUCAACGAAUCCAAUUGUACAGUUAAAAGCAACGAAUGCAUUGGCUUCAUUUGUCUAUAAUAAUCCACGUGCACAAUUAUCUCUUGCUAAACAACAUGAACUUUCAUUUGAUUAUUUUCAAACAUUUCUUCAAAAUAAUAAUGAUCAAAUACGAUGUGCAGCAGCAUUUCAACUUGUUGUUUUGGCUAGUUUAAUUCGUGAACGAACACAAUCAGUUAAUACAGCUAUUGGAUGUGGAAUUCUUAUUGAUAUUCUUCGAAAAUCUCAAACUGAAGAAAUAAAAUCAGAAGCUGCUGAAUGUAUAGCUCGACUUGCACAUAUGAAAUCAGGUGUACCACAAGCAUUAAUUUCAGUUAAUGCAAUUGAUUAUUUAUGUGAUUUAUUUUCAUCAUCACAUGAUACAACAAUUGGUAUUGCAUCUGUAGCACUUGGAUAUUUAUCUUAUGUUCCUGAAGGACAACGAAAAUUAUUACAUAGAUGUCGUGGUGAACCGGAUAUAAUGGCUUUUCUCAAAGUGUAUAAUUGCUUACCUGAUAUGCCGCCCCGUAUAUCAAAACAUCUGCUCGAAGAUUGGGAUCGAUAUAAUACACUCAAACUACCGAAAUUACGAUCCCGAGGGUCAAAUAUGCGAUACUUUAAAGUUCUUUCAAACAAUAUUGAACGAUUACGAGCAGCACCACAAUCAACGAUUGAAAAAGAACCUACAAAAUCAACUGUAAUGAAAUUUUAUUUACCACCUAUUCGUCAAAAAGUUAAAUAA
Molecule: messenger RNA, 2202 nt
Organism: Rotaria sp. Silwood2
Lineage: Eukaryota; Metazoa; Rotifera; Eurotatoria; Philodinida; Philodinidae
Source: the annotation of a GenBank genome assembly